AGAUAAACAGUGGCAAGCUCUCGAAUUGUGUUAGAUGAGAUAAAAGCAGCGAAGUGAAAAGAAGGUAUACUAGCUCUCUGAUAUUGUAAAAUAUUUACGUUACUAAUUCACUGAAAACAAGAUUUUCAAUUUCGAACAUGUUAAGCGUCAUGAAUGGUCGAAUAAACACCAAUUAAUUCGAAUUAAUGACAAAUAAGGAAUAAACAUUUCACCACAUCCUGUAGGCAUACGUAAUACUUUGUGAUUUGAUCAUCUGAAGGCAUCCCAUAACACCUGCAAGAUGAAAGAUCCAACAAUGCUGUUGAAGAGAAGCGAUAAGACGCACAACUCUCUGGUGAACCCCAACCAGACAUUGAUAGACGCUCUGAGAUCAAACAGUUAUACUCGCAUUAAAUCGGCCAUGAGUAUGCCUUGUUUGGAAGUAAAUAGAAAAGACACUGAGAACGGCGGAAAAACAGUUCUUAUGAAUAUUUGUCAACUAGAUGUGCUACCUAAAACUCGAAAAGAACUUGCAAAAAUGUGGCUAAAGAAGCAGAACGUUGACAGUAACUUAAGAGACAGUGAUGGUAGGACUGCUUUGGCACUUGCAUGCCAACGCGGUGAUGAAGGAAUGGUAAAGAUAAUAGCCGAACAUUCGGAUGCUAACCCAAACAUUGUAGAUAAUUCGAUGGACACGCCACUAAUGCAUGCCUGUCGAAUGGAAGGAGGUACCAAUGCCGUGAAGAUGAUGAUUACGUGCUUUGGGCGGCUGAAUCUUGAAGUUGAUAUAAUGAAUUCGAAAGGCUACACACCUCUACUAGAAGCUGCACGACUUGGUCAUUCAGAGGUAUGUCGUCUGCUGGUAAAGGCUGGUGCAGACGUCAAUAUUCGUGAUCCAACGGACAAUAGUACGGCACAAGACUUAGCGAUUCAAAGCAGAUGUGGUACACCAGAUCUAUUACUUCUUUCACCAAUCGCUGUUCGAAAGACAAAAGCACGUCGUGAACGUGAGGCACAAGGCAGGCGAUCAUUGAAAGAUCUGAUAGCAAUGUCUGGACUAGAACCCGCAAAUCGUUGGAUGGAAUCUACUGAGGUACAGAGGCUCCGUAGUGUGCCUUCAGUGCCGUUGAACGAAGAACAUUUGAAGCUAGCAAAUAGUCUAGUCUUUAGUAUGUCACGACGAUUAGAUCGUGUACAAGAAUGCCCAAUCGAAGAGGAGGAAGAAGCCAUUGCAACAAAUCUCUUGUCGCAAAGACGUCAUUCAAGCUCAUUACCAGACCUUCGUGAUGCAAAGGAGUUCUCCACCAUUGACAAACUCAAUAAUUUUAGCCAACCCACAAGAUUAUAUCGCCGCCGAUGCAACACUAUCGGUAGUGGGUCUCCCACAAGCCACCCAGUCAGGCUCCCGGCAGUUGCCCGGAGAGCAUCAAUGAAUAAAUCUAUAAAAGUUCCGUCAAAGACGCCUAGUCCGCCACAAAGCCCCAGAAGCGGUUCACCGAACUCUAUCCCAAGACCUUUUAAAGCAGCUAGAAAAAUCACACCACCUAUGAAACCGUCAAGUCCGGUAGCUGCAAAAGUCGGUCACCCCCAUGUCAUUGAAAGUGGAAUCAAAUCUUGGGCGGGCAAGCCAUUCUCUGCUAUACCUUCUUAUAUGUUUCGAUAACGAUCUUGAUAAUUAAAGAGAAUGUAGAAAGUUAUAUAUGGUAAAAUGGCAUCUACAGCUGCAAUACUUAAUGAUACAAGGGCGUUGCUUAAAUAUUCGACAGCUGUGAUUUGAUAUCAGUUCUCCCCCCCCCCACCCCGCCCCGAGGUAAAUAGAUAGAACACUAAAAAAACAAAUGAAACGCGUUGCGGCGCCACCCCUGAUAUGAUGAGUAUAGCAAUCUUUCUCAUGUUUUGGUUGGUUAUUGAAUUGGAUGAUGUAUAAACCUACAGCACUAGGUUGACAGUCAACUCUCCGCAUUCACUCUUCAUUUAAAUCGCGGAACUGUUUUAAUCGAUCUUUAAUAUCAAUCAAAUCAUACUUCAAAGUUAUAUACAUAGGCCUAGGCCUAUAUGUUGUUAAUCGCUGCCGAUCCUUAAAGUUAACGACGAAUACUACCAAUAUUGUAUCAUGGUCGUAUGACUAAUGAUGUUAAGCAGUUUGAGUCUUUGUGAAAAGUGGUAAGCUUAAAUAAAUUGGAUUAUGUUUAUGUAUUUAUUCUGAUGAACUUCUUCAGUGUUUAUGGUGGAGUACAGUGCUAAACCACUGGUUCUCCAAAAUAUUUCUUUUAUUUAUACAAUACAUAUUUUUUAAAUAUUUAAAAAUAAAACGGGCUUACAUAUCAUAAAAUUAGAAAAUUGUCUAUUGAAGGCCUAUUAUUCCGUUUAAAAAAGGUAAGGCAACUGUUAUUAAUUAUGUCUGGUUGCCUCAAAGAACCUAAAAUGUUUUCACGAUGUUGUUAUUUAAGCAAUUAUAAACAACUGUAAAUUAUUACUUAAUUUUAAAAUGAAAGUUUGUUGAAUACUGUUACCAUUAAAAUCAAAUGAUAAGAUAACUUAUACAAAAACAUACAAUAAAAUAUUUCCUUACACAAAAAUACACUACUUAAUGACUUGCGCGCAUGAUAAUGACAAAGACAUAGCAGGCGAGCAGUAGGAUAUGGAAAGCUUACUUCAUUUUUACUAUUCGUAAAAUUAUUGUCCGAAAAGUCCGUGUGUUAUUAUAUUUCAUAAUUCUUGUGUUAAUGGUAAUUCAAAUAAUUAUAGGCUAUACAGUAGGCGUUUCGAUUGGAAAUAUGUUGUUCAUAUUUUCAUUAAAUAUUACAGGCCUUGAUAAAAUAUACAAGCUAACGUAUAAAGUCAUGCACGUUGUAGACUGAAUUUCAAACUGUUAUGUUGAUGUGCUUAUUAUGGAACGACGAUAUCAUGUUAGCUCUGAGCGUACGUACGAAAUAUUAUGCGUUAUAUCAAUAAAUAAAAACUGAAGUAAA
Messenger RNA from Anneissia japonica, 2951 nucleotides. RefSeq lists its product as uncharacterized. Lineage: Eukaryota; Metazoa; Echinodermata; Crinoidea; Comatulida; Comatulidae. The transcript is spliced from 3 exons. Bases 281 to 1642 code for a protein of 453 amino acids. The record is from RefSeq and is a predicted model, not a curated record. Gene Ontology annotation, molecular function: protein binding.